CCAAUAGCAUGCCUGCUGUGGAAAACGUAGUUCGAGGCUGCUCAGGCGAAUGUCACCAGUACGGUUAUUUGAUGCAAAGAAAGUAACUUUGGAUUCAAUUAAUCCGGACACCGUGCUGGACCUACUCAGGAAGCAUGACGAGGAAGAUCCAGGGCGCUUGCAAGUUAUGCUUGCAUCAUGUCACUUUUCUCCAAAGAAAUCCUGGCUCAUCAAUCCAGUGCUCCAGAAGCUUCAGUACACUCAGGGAAGGAAGGAGGAGGGGUUUAUUAUGGAAGACUCUGGCCACCGUCGCUGUUAGCGUGCCGGUGGCAGCUGGCGUGCGAUACGCCGUUUCGGACCAAAGAGAGCAGCGGAAGAUGAGGAUAGUGACUGAAGGAUUUGUUCGGUUCUGCAGGUCCCUCUCUGUGGGACUUGUGAUAUCAGUGGACUACUGGUGGACCGCCAAUGUGGCUCUUCGGGGUCUGGAUGAGAGCAGCCCAUCCUACACGUCGGCGAUGUCAGCUUGCCACCAAAGAGCAGCGGAGAGCAUGGUGGAGGGCGCCAUCAAGAACGGCGGCAUAUACAUCAAACUGGGUCAAGGUCUGUGUUCCUUCAACCACCUCCUGCCGCCCGAGUACGUCCGCACCCUGCAGGUCCUGGAGGACCGAGCCUUGAACAGGAGAUACAAAGAGGUUGAUGCGCUUUUCCAAGAAGACUUCAACAAAAGCCCACAGGAAAUUUUUAAAACUUUCGAUUACGAGCCCAUCGCCGCCGCCAGCUUGGCUCAAGUUCACAAGGCGGAACUGAUGGACGGAACAUCCGUCGCUGUGAAGGUGCAGUACAUUGACCUCAGGGACCGCUUUGACGGCGACAUCAGGACAUUGGAGAUCCUGCUGGAUAUUGUCAAGUUCAUGCACCCCAGCUUUGGAUUCCGAUGGGUCCUCAAGGACCUGAAGGGGACUCUGGCCCAAGAGCUGGACUUCGAGAACGAGGCCAGGAACGCUGAGAGGUGUGCCGCUCAGCUCAAACACUUCAAAUUUAUCGUGGUGCCCAAAGUGUACUGGGAGCAAACCAGUAAGAGGGUUUUGACUGCAGAGUUUUGCAACGGUUGCAAGAUCAACAACGUAGAAGAAAUUAAAAGACAAGGACUGAGCUUGAAAGAUACAGCAGAUAAGCUGAUCCGAGCAUUUGCCGAACAAAUCUUUUACACGGGUUUCAUCCAUGCUGAUCCUCACCCUGGAAAUGUUCUAGUGAGGCGAGGUCCCGAUAACAAGGUGGAGUUGGUACUUUUGGAUCACGGCUUGUACGAACAUCUCAGCCAACAUGACCGAGUGGCCCUAUGUAAGCUCUGGAGGUCAAUAGUCCUGCGAGACGAGGCAGCGAUGGAAAUCUACUCAAAUGCCUUAGGGGUCAAAGGUAAGGUCAACAAACCCUUUAAAAAAAUAUAUAAUAAUAAUCUCACCUGUGCAGAGUACUUCCUCUUCUGCGAGAUGCUGCUGCAACGGCCCAUCAACAUGCACGAGUUACGCCUGUCCAACGUCUUGAGUAAAGAGGAGACGGCCUACAUGCGGCGGAUGGCCGUGCACCGCUUCAACAGCAUCAUGCAGGUGCUCAAGGCCAUGCCCCGCCCCAUGCUGCUGGUCUUCCGCAACAUCAACACCGUCAGGAGCAUCGUCAUCACCUUGGGAGCGCCCGUCGACCGCUACUUCGUCAUGGCCAAGAGCGCGGUACGAUGCUGGGGGAAGAUCCAGGCAGAGAGGACCAGUAUGCUGCACAGAUUCUGGAUUGUCCGCUGGUUGUGGACCAGAUGGGAGGAUCUCAAGUUUGAGCUCGCUUUAAGAUCAGAGAUGGCAAUGAUGAGUAUGACCCGCUCACUGGUCAACCUGCUGAGCUACUUGGGUCUCAUCUCUCUGGAUUCCGACAUGUACGAUUACCUGAGAUAGCGCUCGGCUCUCCAAGCUCACGGCGGCGACUUUCUCCUUAAAAAGCUACGCACGGGACUUUUCGCCUCGAAGCCGCUCCAGAAAGCUUGCCGGGCUCUCCGAUCACUGUGGGAAGAGUGGGAGGGCUGUAAUAUGCUGAAGAAGCUAAUGUCCUUUUAAAGAAAGUGUUUUGGAUGAUUUGAAAAUCAUAAUGUAAUGGUUUUAUCACAUUUAAAAAAAAAUAUAUAGUAACAUUCAAUUUUGAAGGUUUUAAGCUGCUAUUUUUAAAAUAAAUAGCUGCCAUGACUGUUUGGAAGCAGCUUUAUUAUCUAGUGAUUUGCAUGUUAGGCAAUGUGUGGUGUUUAAAAUGAAUAAUUUCUGCUUGAUCUAUUAUGAAUGUUGGAAUGUGUCACUUUGUAAUUUAACAUGUGCACAAGGACAAUUUUCUGCUUGCAAUUAGGGUCCAGUUUAAAGCAACAACCAAAACUUUCAAGUUUAAGAAUAAAUGAUCCUACCUCA
Syngnathus acus (greater pipefish) is the source of this 2420-nucleotide messenger RNA. It is a transcript of the gene adck5, whose product is annotated as aarF domain containing kinase 5. Lineage: Eukaryota; Metazoa; Chordata; Actinopteri; Syngnathiformes; Syngnathidae. The coding region runs from base 135 to 1922 and encodes 595 amino acids. The transcript has 15 exons. The record is from RefSeq and is a predicted model, not a curated record.